Messenger RNA from Rhagoletis pomonella (apple maggot), 2264 nucleotides. RefSeq lists its product as uncharacterized. The record is from RefSeq and is a predicted model, not a curated record. NCBI's taxonomy places the organism in Eukaryota, Metazoa, Arthropoda, Insecta, Diptera, Tephritidae. Gene Ontology annotation, biological process: signal transduction.
UAAAUUUGAGAUGGAUGAUAACAAAGACACGGGAAUGGCUCAAACAAGUGGCGCUACAUUGCGGCGGCCGGUUCAAAUAGUGAAGAAACGCUCUGGCCCACUGGACGAUGCCCUUAAUGAGCUACACCUUGGGAUCAGCGAUAAGCAAUCAACCCCUGAUUUGGCGACGAGGACGGCAACGCCGAUUUUCGCAACUUGGCAAGUAACGCCAACAGAUGCUGCUGUGAAACUACCAACAUUCGCAGUAAGCGCUCCAUCACCCCAGGCUGUUCGCCGGCGUCCCACAAUCAAAGAGAAGGAGAAAAAACGAGAACGAUGGUUGCUUACAAGGAAAACGUGGAAAUAUAUGACUGACGCUGGUCGUAAACUGAUUCCAGAUGGGGCUCAAAACCGCAAAGAAGAUAUACUAAAGAUCGAAACACAUUUCCAACAAGUUUGCGCCAAUGAAUCUCGUUUUAUAUUAUGGCGUCGCAAAUCGUCUUAUCCUGGGGCUGUGCGUAACUCAAAACGGCGCCUAAAACACUUGCUGCAACAUACUGGACAAAAGGAGCCGCCUACAAUUGAUGCUUUGGAACAGCUAGAGGCUAACAACGCUGACCAAAUAAUUGACAUCUUACAAUCCUAUUUAAAACUUGGUGAUGCAUAUAAAACAACCACGUUACUUAGUUCUAAGACGGUUCGUCCUGAUCAGACAGCUUCACCAAGCGCACGUCGCCCAGGUAAAUCCGGGAAUUCCUUCACAAGCACUGGAAAUAACACUUCGAUGGGACCUGUUUUUUUGAGUCCCCAGCUUCCUAAAAGCCUUCAACAGCUAAAUGAAAUAGACCAACUAUUGGAGCGAUUACGAAUGCUAUCCCGCAGUGUAACAACAAAUAUAUUUACAAUACCACCUGAAAAUAUUACGCCAGCGAUUCUCGAGGAUAAGGCUUUAUUAAAACAAGUGUACAAUUCUCUUAAAAAGCAACAAUUGCAUCGUGUUUUGAGUAAACAUUCCACCCCGCCGUUGAAGAAUCCACGAUCGAAACUUAAGCAUUCAUCAUCACUGUCUAGUCUAACGCACUUUGGUUCUGGAGCCGGCGCUGCCACUAGGUUAGGAGAUGGUGGAAAGGAUCCAGACGUUUAUGAAGUAGCUCGAGGCAAAGAUCAAAGCACUUCGAGUGUAGAACCUACUACACCAACAAUAAUAACAACUGGGACCACUCCCAAAAAACACCUACGCACUGCUAGUAAGUACGUCAGUAGCGUUAUUGUAUCACCCACGCCGGCGCCUCGUCAACGGAAGCCGCCAAGUACGCUCGAUCUACCAGGUUUAUGCAGCGCCAACAAAAAUAGCGCACCGCCACGCCGUGCUAAAGAGCAUCCAAUUGAAAAGCAUUUUAAUUCGUGUGGUACUCAGACGAAUUUCGUACCAUUGCAGGAAAUAAAACGCCUUGCUGAGGAAUAUAAAGAGCAAAAACGGGAGGAGGCAGCAUUAAGUACUUCGACGAUUGGUACUCCUGGUGCAACCGAUGACGAAGCGGAAAAAGGUUUUUCGACGGCUUCUGCAGGAGGUCAACAUCAUCGUCGCAAGAGCUCCAUAGAUAACGAAGAUGUUUCGCAGUCUGUCAGUGAUACAAUAAAGAGGUACUUACGUAUGGCUAGAAAGAAAAGUGUGCAUGAUGACAAUGCUAAUCGUUUUAAACGUGUUAACUAUGAUCGAAAUUUGAGAAAUAUAAAAGCCAAAGGUGAAAUCAAUCCUCCUGGCAUGGAUGAAGGUAAUUCAAAAGCUGUGCAAACAUUGGAUGCCUGGCCGGUGAUAUCUUUGGAUUUUAUACGUGGCAAUGAAAGUUCAAGCGUUUUAGAGGCUGCACAUAUCGAGUGGCAGAAAGCUUUGGAUGAUCGGAUAAAAAAGAGACUUGAAUAUGAACAAAGGUUAAGUUGUCAGAAUGGUGCAAGUUAUGUGGGUGUGAGUACUUCCGAAGCCAGAGAUGUAAAACCAACCGCCUCGAGUUGCAACUCUUCUUCGGCACCAACCUCUCCUAUAUCCAACGAAAAGUUUGAAUCUGUGCCAGCAACCAGUAGUUUUGGUAGCGGAGUCGGCGGCCUUCGAUUGGCCGGAUCACAGUUUUUAUCGAAUUUAUGGCACGGUGCAUCAUCAAAUGUCCACGAAGAUGGCACUAGGAACAAUAAUGCAGGUAGGCAUUGUUCUCAGAGCCAUCCUGGUACCAGCUUGUUGAAAUUUCAUCGAGGCGGAAAGGGCGAUCACAACCCAGGACAUAAUGAUU